Messenger RNA from Alexandromys fortis (reed vole), 1538 nucleotides. Its product is annotated as leukocyte immunoglobulin-like receptor subfamily B member 3. The record is from RefSeq and is a predicted model, not a curated record. The coding region runs from base 39 to 1538 and encodes 499 amino acids. The transcript is spliced from 9 exons. NCBI's taxonomy places the organism in Eukaryota, Metazoa, Chordata, Mammalia, Rodentia, Cricetidae. Gene Ontology annotation, molecular function: inhibitory MHC class I receptor activity. Gene Ontology annotation, cellular component: plasma membrane. Gene Ontology annotation, biological process: cytokine-mediated signaling pathway.
CCCUCCAUAAACCCAAAAUCAAGACUGAGCCAGGAUCUAUGAUCACCUCAGGAAGUCCCGUGGACAUCUGGUGUCAGGGGACUCUGGAGGCAGAAAUCUAUGCUCUCCAUAAAGAGGGAAGACAAAAACCUUGGGGUACACAGACCCCAGAGAAGCCGGAGAACAAGGCCAAGUUCUCCAUCCCUUCUGUGACCCACCUAGAUGCAGGGCAGUAUCGCUGUUACUACUACAGCUCGGCUGGCUGGUCAGAGCGCAGUGACACCCUGGAACUGGUGGUGACAGGAAUCUACAGGAUUAAACCCCGACUGACAGCCCUGCCCAGCCCUGUGGUGACCUCAGGAGGGAACAUGACUCUCCAAUGUGUCUCAUGGGUGGGAUAUAACAAGUUCAUUCUCACCAAGGAAGAUCAGAAGUUCCUCAGCUCCGUGGACUCACAGUAUAUACACAGUACUAAGCGGUACCAAGCCUUGUUCUCUAUAGAUCGUGUAACACCAGAUCACAAAGGGACAUUCAGAUGUUAUGGUUACUACAAUCAUACCCCACAGUUGUGGUCAGUACCCAGUGACCCCCUGGAAAUACACAUCUCUGGGCUGUCUAAGAAGCCCUCCCUACUGACUCACCAAGGCCAUAUCCUGGAUCCUGGAAAGAGCCUCACCCUGCAGUGUUGCUCUGACAUCAAAUAUGACAGAUUUGCCCUGUACAAAUUGGAGGGAGCUGACUUCAUCCAGCAAGAUGGCCAGUUGACUCAGUCUGGUCUCCACAUGGCCAACUUCACACUGGGCUUUGUGAGCAGCUCUACUGGAGGCCGGUACAGAUGCUAUGGUGCUCACAACCUCUCCUCUGAGUGGUCAGCAUCCAGUGACCCCCUGGACAUCCUGAUUACAGGACAGUUUCAGGUCCGUCCUUCCCUCUCUGUGAAGCCUAACUCUACGGUACACUCUGGAGACAAUGUGACCCUGUUGUGUAAGACAGCAGACACAGUGGACACUUUCAUUCUGUCCAAGGAAGGAGCAGUACACCAACCGCAGAGGCUAAAACCAAAGUCUCAAGUUCAGGAGUUCCAGGCAGAAUUCACCAUGAGUGCUGUGACCUCUGACCUCUCAGGCACAUACAGGUGCUAUGGUUCUCAAGACUCAUCUGUCUACCUGUUGUCAUAUGCCAGUGCCCCUGUGGAGCUCACUGUCUCAGGACCCAUUGAAGCCUCUAACCCACCACCCUCAGCUGGACUGGAAAGAUAUCUGCAGGCUCUGCUCGGAGUUUCUGUGGCCUUCCUCCUGUUCCUCUUCAUCCUUGUCUUCCUUCUUCUCCGACGAAAGCAUCAGGGCAAAUUCGGGAAGGAAGCCCAGGAAGAGACAGAAUUGCAGCUUCCUGCAGGAACCGCAGUGCCAGCAACCAGAGACAGGGGCUCCCAGAAGAGAUCCAACCCAGCUGCUGCCACCCAGGAAGAAAGCCUUUAUGCUUCAGUGGAGGACAUGAAACCUAAGGAUGGUGUUGAGCUGGACAGUUCGGUGAGGUCCCUGACUCCAUCUGUGUGCUAG